Branchiostoma floridae (Florida lancelet) is the source of this 787-nucleotide messenger RNA. RefSeq names its product zinc finger protein 93-like. The coding region runs from base 110 to 787 and encodes 225 amino acids. Gene Ontology annotation, cellular component: nucleus. Gene Ontology annotation, molecular function: RNA polymerase II transcription regulatory region sequence-specific DNA binding; DNA-binding transcription factor activity, RNA polymerase II-specific. Gene Ontology annotation, biological process: regulation of transcription by RNA polymerase II. NCBI's taxonomy places the organism in Eukaryota, Metazoa, Chordata, Leptocardii, Amphioxiformes, Branchiostomatidae. The transcript has 6 exons. The record is from RefSeq and is a predicted model, not a curated record.
UGUUAGGAUCACAAGAGCCGGAGAGAGCGUGCACAGUCUCUCGUCUCGCUCCGUCGCAUUUUAUACACGUGUACAUGAAUUUUGCUCCGAAGUAAGUCUUGGAUCGCCGAUGUCGAUGAACAGCGAGGCGGUGACCGUGACUUAUCGGGGGCAGGAUCGGGCUGGUUUAGCGGGAGACACGACUGACUCUGGGGUCGGUCUCAGAGACGCCGUUUCGAGUUCUAUCCUCUCACUUUCCGACUCACGACAACAUCAGCCUAAGGCUUCACAAAGUGUCGAGAUGGAACACACUGGGAGUGAGAUGAACUACACUGCAGCACAGGAUUCCAGUUUUUACAAACAUGCAAAACAUGACAAUGAGAAACCUUACAUGUGUGGUGAGUGUGGGUACAGGGCAGCUUACAAGUCUAACUUAUCCCAACAUAUGAGAACCCACACAGGAGAAAAACCAUACAAGUCACGGAAAGACACUUUGAACAAACACCAUCUAGCGAUGCACACCGCUGAGAAACCCUACAUGUGUGGGGAAUGUGGGUUCAGAGCACCCAACGCUUUACAGAGUGUCGAGAUGGAACACGUUGGGAACGAGAUCAGCUACACUGCAGUACAGGAUUCCAGUUUUUGCAAACGUCCAAAACACACCGCAGAGAAAUCCAAUUUGGACCAGCAUCUAACAAAGCACACUGGUGAGAAACCCUACAAGUGUGACCAGUGUGAUUACUCUGCAGCAAAGAAGUCCCAUUUGGACCAACACCUACAAAGAAGUCCCAUUUGGACCAACACCUAG